AUGAUACAAAGUUGGAUCUUAUCUAUUGUUUAUUCGUUUCUGGAUCAUAUCCCCCCUGUGGCGUGGGAUAUAAUAAAUGUUAUAACAGAUAUUGUGUUAUUUUGGUUUUACAAAUUUUUGAAUUAUAUUCGACCUAAAUCAAGAGUUUUGUAUCAUGAGGCUAUGAAAGGAUUGGAAAGUUGCUACACUUAUGAAGAAUGGUGCGUUAAAGCAACUACAGUCGAUGAGAUUACAGGAGCAAAUUUAUGGAGAAGAAAUUUUUUCUCUAGAAGAUAUGAUUUUAACUCUGUAUUGGAACAAUUCUCAUUGUUACAACAAUAUCUGAAUAAAAAAGAUGUAGAGUCUAUCAAGGAGAAAUUUUCAACAACAGGUCCUUGCAUGUUACGGAAUUUUGCAGGUAUUGUAGAUAAAAGACUUUUCUCAAAAUCUUUAAUGGGGACGAAGCUUUUGAUUGAACAAUACUUAGAAAAUAUCUUAGAAGGCUUGGAGGUUUUAGAUGAAAGUUCUACCCCGACUUCAUAUUUCCAAAGAUGUAAACUGUCUCUUGGAACCACUGUCUUAAUUUUAAAAGGUGGUUCAUUAUUUGGUCUUUUCCAUUUAGGUGUAAUUAAAUGUUUAUUAUAUCAGAAUUUGAUGCCAAAUAUCAUUAGUGGUAGUUCAAUGGGUGCAUGUGUAGCAGGUCUAUUUGGUUGCCUAUCUAACGAAGAAUUAGCACAAUUAUUAAAAGGUGAUCAGAUUUUAAAUAUCAUCAAAUAUGAUAUUGAAUUAUUAAGAAGUUGUGGAUACGGCAAUGUGGAUCAGCAUUUAAACAUUGGUACUUUGAUUCAAAAUUUAGUCCACCAUGGUUAUUCACAAGAUGUUUAUUUAUUCAUACAGUUUGUUAUAAAAUAUGUCGUUAAAGAUACUACAUUUGAGGAAGCUUACCAAAAUACAGGGAAAGUUUUCAAUAUUGUUAUUCAUCCUACUGAUAAGUCAUGUCCAAAUUUAUUGAACUAUGUCACUACACCUAAUGUCCUUAUCAGUUCUGCUAUCAACUGUAGUUUAGGUUCAGGAGUAUUAUCCGAUGAAACUAAGCUGUUAUGUAAAAAUUUGAACAAUGAGAUUAUAUCAUUUUUAUCUGAAGAGAAGACGCAAUCAACCACAUUUUUAGCUCCAGAAAAUGCUAUAGUGGGAAAUGAUUCCGAUAAUCCAUACACCAGAUUAACUGAAUUAUUCAACGUUAACAACUUUAUUGUUUCAUUGGCAAGACCUUAUUUGGCCCCACUAGUUGUCAAUGAUUUAAAGCAUGAAAUUAAAACCUCGAAAUACUAUUAUUACAAGCAUUAUCCAGAUACGCCAAACGCAAUGAUAUUACCCCAAUUGGACUAUACUGAAAUGGAACCUUUAGCUUUCAAAUUUAAGUAUCAUUUGGAAAGAAAAUUAAAGAAUAUAAUUACAAUGGAAUUCAGACAUAGAAUGGAAGUUCUUGAUAACUUAGGGUUACUUUGUCCAUGGAUUAAAAGGUUGAUUAUUGAUGAUAAAACGCCAAGAUCUGCGAUUGAAAUUACAAUAGUUCCUAGAAUUAAGAACUUAUCGGUAACAAGAAUAAUUGAAGGGCAACUGGACAAUAUAAAUUAUUGGAUGAAAUGUGGUGAACAAAAUACAUGGCCCGUCUUACCACUAAUUAAAACAAGAUGUGCUGUCGAAUUUAAACUUGAUCAUAUUAUCAGGGCAAGACGCAAUAAAAUUAAUACUACAUACAUCGGACAAUGA
Messenger RNA from Vanderwaltozyma polyspora DSM 70294, 1752 nucleotides. It is a transcript of the gene TGL3, whose product is annotated as bifunctional triglyceride lipase/lysophosphatidylethanolamine acyltransferase. Bases 1 to 1752 code for a protein of 583 amino acids. Gene Ontology annotation, molecular function: triacylglycerol lipase activity. The record is from RefSeq and is a predicted model, not a curated record. Lineage: Eukaryota; Fungi; Ascomycota; Saccharomycetes; Saccharomycetales; Saccharomycetaceae. Gene Ontology annotation, biological process: lipid metabolic process. The transcript has a single exon.